Messenger RNA from Gekko japonicus, 939 nucleotides. RefSeq names its product PHD finger protein 13 (gene PHF13). Lineage: Eukaryota; Metazoa; Chordata; Lepidosauria; Squamata; Gekkonidae. Gene Ontology annotation, biological process: mitotic chromosome condensation. The record is from RefSeq and is a predicted model, not a curated record. The transcript has 3 exons. Gene Ontology annotation, molecular function: chromatin binding. The coding region runs from base 1 to 918 and encodes 305 amino acids.
AUGGACUCGGACUCCUGCGCCUCCCCGCCGCCCCCUCCUCAGGCAUCGAAAGCAACAAGCGCCUCCCGGGGCUCGAUCUUGCUCGCAUCUGGGGAUCUCCGCUGCUGCUCACGUCUGGACCGGUAUAUUCCUCCCGAUUCGCUGCAGGACUCCGUGCGGAGCAGCCCCAGCCCUCCCAACAGCACCGGCGGCACCAUUGACAGCGACAGCGGGGAGCCCCACUAUGGGGACGCCCCCUCGGCCAUCUCCCUCGGCCAGCUCAAGCGGGGCCAGCCCUACUCUGCCCUGUACCAGUGGGAUGAGCCUGGCAGCUUCCUCCUGGAGAGGAAGAAGCCGGAGAAGAUGAGGAGGAAGAGGAAGCUCGGGAGGAGGGAAGAACCGGCGCCAGUGGCGGCAGCAGAGGAGGAGUACCGGGCGAAGCUGCUGAAAGCGGAGGAGGAGGAGGAGCCCUACGCAGCGGGGACGCCCACAAGUCCCUCCUCGGAAGGUGAAGCUCAGUUGUCGGCGGACCGCUGCUCAGCCUGGGACUCAGACACUCCCUCCAACGCUUCUUAUCCCCCGGUGGUCCUCAAGGAGGAGCAGGGCCUGAUCCAGACAGUGGGCAAGCGCACCAUCAUACGGCAGGGGAAGCAGGUGGUGUUCCGUGACGAGGACGGCAGUGCGGAUGACGAGGACAUCAUGGUGGAUUCCGAUGACGAUUCCUGGGACCUCGUGACUUGCUUCUGCAUGAAGCCCUUUGCCGGACGGCCCAUGAUCGAAUGCAACGAGUGCCACACCUGGAUCCACCUCAGCUGCGCCAAAAUCCGCAAGUCCAACGUCCCCGAGGUCUACAUCUGCCAGAAGUGCCGGGACUCCAAGUUCGACAUCCGCCGCUCCAAUCGCUCCCGGAUGGGCUCGCGCCGACACUUCCUGGACUAGGAGACAGACCCUUCCCUGAGA